This is a messenger RNA of Homarus americanus (American lobster), 4737 nucleotides long. RefSeq lists its product as uncharacterized. Gene Ontology annotation, molecular function: protein binding. The record is from RefSeq and is a predicted model, not a curated record. NCBI's taxonomy places the organism in Eukaryota, Metazoa, Arthropoda, Malacostraca, Decapoda, Nephropidae. The coding region runs from base 1 to 3300 and encodes 1099 amino acids. The transcript has 13 exons. Gene Ontology annotation, biological process: cell-cell adhesion.
AUGACUACAGCAGAGACAAUAGCCGGGUUUCCAGUGUGGGCAGAGAAUAGUCUAGGCGUCGCUGUCAAGACUAAAUUGGUUCUUAAUGUCCUGCACUCGCCAGUGUGGGUAGUGAGGCCGCCAGAGCAGCUGGACGUGUAUGAGGGAGCCGAGUUGGUGGUGACUGCCUCUGCUGACGCUAACCCGGGCCCAUUGAGGUACUGGUGGAGACGAGGGGAGGAGACCUUGGAGGCUACGGCAGGAGAGUUAAGACUUGGCAGGAUCUCCAGGAAGUCAACAGGAAACUAUACGGUUAAUGGUUAUAACCCAAGGGGAGCUGUCAACGCCUCCUUUCACCUCAACGUACAGUACGGACCAGAGAACGUACAGUCAGCAGAGAGAGUGACUGUGGGUGAGAGGGGGGCGGCGACUGUCGAGUGUUCUGCCCAUGCCAACCCCACCCCCACACUCACCUGGACCAGAGACUCCCACAACAGCACGACCCAGACUAUCAGCUCGGGCGUGGGCGUGGCCAGGCUGGUGUUAGAGUCGGCCUCGUGGACGGAUACGGGCGUAUAUCUCUGUCACGCCUCCAACCUCGUCUCUUCGGCACCUCCCGUCGUAACCAGUAUAAUAGUCACACAAGCGCCGACGGUAGCCGCGGAGGUCGCCGGGGCGGGUGGCACGUGGGCGGCAGUGGGCGGUGAUGGGCGGCUGGUGUGUCGUGUGAGAGCCGCCCCCGCCCCUACCUUCUCCUGGGCCACUCAGGACGGGGUUGAGAUCCUGGACAGUGAGAAGUAUUAUAUGCUUGAGCCUCAGCUGGUAGACGGACUGGUGUUAUGGGCGGGUGUCUUGGAGGUGAGGAAGGUUGAGAGAAACGAUUAUACCACAUAUGUCUGCAGCGCCACUAACGCCCUCGGCUCAGACACCGCCCAUCUCACCCUCAACCCACCCGCACGCCCACAUCCGCCAUCAAAUUUCACCGUUACAAAUGUUACAGAGGCCACAGUAUCUCUCUCGUGGACACCCAACUUCCAAGCUGGUCUUCCUCGUGGCUACACCCUGAGGUACCGUCCAGCAGGUACCCUUGAAUACCAGCUGAUCGAUAUAUCAGGAGGCAACACAGCCGGGACUACCUUAGGUGGGUUAAGAGCGGGUGUGGACUACUUCUUCAGUAUACAAGCGUCCAACGAUCAAGGCCGCUCACAUUACCUCACUCCACCUCUCCUAGUGACGCUAUUAGCAGGAGCGUCAGGCAGCAGCAGCAGUAGUAGCAGUAGGUGGCGUAUCCCUCGACUGAUUCUGGUGAUCAUGACACUAACUGGUGCUGCCCUUCUGGUGCUUAACGUGGUCAUCAUCGCCUGCUUCGUCAGGAGGAGAUCCCUAGCUCGACACACGUCAGGGUCGUCCUCUCAUAAGACAGUGGCCCUUGAGACUUACUGCAACACCCCGGUCUCCACCCCCGGUCACCACCAUCACCCAGAGGUCCUUCUCUCCCUCAACACCGCCACCAACAACACCAGGACCUCCAACACUGUCGCCUCUUAUAAAGAGGAUCAGCUGACGAGUGUGGAGAGGCGAGGAAGGUCUGACUCGGGAGUGUCCAACAGAGAGGGUCGUCCUGGCGUCACCCGGCUACAGAACGGCGGCGUAAGUAGGAAGAACAGCAACGGCUCCUCCUCUCAGAACGGCGGAGUGAUUGUGAGGAACGCCAGUGGUAACCUGAACGUGGAGAACGACAACGGUGGAGGGACACUGAGGCAGAACGGCGGGGUGCCCUCAGUGACCUCCCCAGCAGCGUGUGUGAACGGCGGCGGAGGGUCCUCUCCAACCACGACGCCCCUGAACGCUAGGAUGGUCCCAGCUCCUCAGGGUCACGUUCACCCCCCGACCAACCCUGAGGUGUGUUCCCUGACCUCCAGCACCUACGACACUCAUGCCUCCGUCAGCCACCACAAGAGGCGUGAUUCAGGUUCCCUCCCAGCCGACGACCAGGUCUCUCUGUCCUCCUACCAGAGUACCCAUUCCCGGACUUACUCCCAGGGGUAUGUCCGCCCUCUACCACCUCCAGGAUGCCCACACCAUCCUGCCACACGAUCACAGCCGCUUUACCCAGGUGCUGUGGGCCGCCCAUACCCCCAACAGGAACAGCAAACGAAGCAGCAGCAGCAAAAACAGCAGCAGCAGCAGCCAGCGGGACCCCCAACCUACAGCAGCUUAAACCCGUCCUCCCUGUACAGCCUCAGCUCUGAGUACUAUGACGCCAGGUGCUCCCAGUCAUCCUUCUCCCCAGGAGCACCUAUGGGGUACUCGACGCUGGGUCCUCGUAGCCGUCGAUCAAACCCAUCCCAGUUUGCCACCCUACAGCGCCCGAGGGCCUCACGAACCCCCGUCCCCUACAACCCUCAGAGUACAGGACACCAGUGCGCCACCCCCGCCCCCCAGCGCCAGGGAGGCGACUGUUGUCAACAGUGUCACCUGAAGAGUAGUGAGGACGACUACCACAGUAUUACCGUCUGUCAAGGUCACCAAGACAUGGCUGACCCUCACCACCUUCACCAACACCUUCGACGCAGCAGUUUCCACGGUCCUCUCCGGCGCGACACUCAGAGACACGACGUUGUGUGUCCCGCCUCACAGCACGGUGCUGUGUCGGCAGGAUACGGUACAACACAGCAUCAGAACAGUAUAUCUCCCCAGUACAGCACGGUGCAGCAUCCUGACGGUGACAACACACCUCACAGCAGCCUGGCACAGGAGUACAACACAACACAGGGCUCCUCACCACCUAACAACAACAGAGGCCAACAGCUUCACCCUCACCGCUGCCACGCCCACAGCACCACCUGUACCUCUCAGACCAACCUCUCAACCCCGCAGGAUGCUCCCCUUCAGGACCUCUCCCCAGCCUGUGCCAGUCCAUCACGCCAGAGGACUGCCUCACUCAGGAGCAGUUCCUUCAGGAGUGGCGGCAGUCAGGAGGACCCGACCUGCUCCUCCACUAACUCUACACGCCAGAAGAACGUCCCCCUCAGAACCAGCUCCUCCUUCAAGAGCAACGCCCUCCCACAGGACUCUUCUCCCUCCUGCGACAGUCCUACACGCCAGAGACAGGCGACUCUGAGAGCAAGUUCCUCGUUUAAGAGUGAUGUUCCUCGGAAGGAUCCCGUAGCUGCUGCCGCUGGUCGUCCUCGGUUCCCUCACGACUAUGUUCGACAAGGAUCAGGCAAGACCAGGUCCUCCUCCACCUCCAAGACAACUACCAACGACGCCGCCGCUGAUAAAGUCAAGUUAACCUCAACCUUCUCUGACCCGUCGUGAAUGUUAUCUCCAACACCAACAACCACAAUAUAUGCUCACUGAGUGGUAUGUUUACAUGUGGUAUACAGAGACAGAAUGUGUAUAAUGACAAUAUUUGGAAGUUUAAAGGAUAAAUAUAUUUCUUUAGAGAGGAAUAUGUCAGGUGUUGCCGCCAUAAUAGACACUGUGAUAGCAAUAAGGUCUCUCAUCCAAUCACAACCUCAGUUUACUCAACGAAUACUUUACAUCCACCAAUCAGGGUCCAGUUUGUCCAAGGUUUGUGUCUUAAUUAUUUCCAUAUUUUAAUGAACUGAGGAAUUUAAUCUACCAGUAAAAGACUAACACACAUUUAUUUGCUAUGAUAAGUUAAGAGGAAAAUAUAGGAUACGAAGUUACUAGAAUCCAUCUUUGUGUGGUAGGUUAAGUGAGUUAGUUAGAUACGUUCUCACAUCACCAGUUAGGAGGAAAACUAAUCACACUUACCCUAUAGAUAACCAAUAAUAUAAUCCCUGCAGUGUUACCAUGAUAGCACUAUAUACAUAUCACUAAUAUAACUCUAAUAUAUAUAUCAUACCUAGAAUUAAACAUACCACAUUAUAGAUAGAACGAUAAGCAUGAAUAUAUUAUAACACGAUAGAGAUAUAUAAUAUAUUACCAAACUGUACACAGCCAUAUAGAUAUAGAGUUUUAUACAUAUUUUGCAGGUAAGUGAUAUAUAUAUGUGGUAUAUUAUAACAUUACACAGAGAAGACAUUUUUAUUAUCACCAAUUCUGUUUUAAUUAUAUUUUUUCAUGAAUUUCGUUUUUAUUUGUGUCUUUCGUUAAACAGAUUUUAUUUUAAUUUGUUUUAACAGUCGAGUGUAUGUUAUCUGAUGACGUAUAUUAGCCAAUAGGAAGCAUGAGUUUAACUACACCCACGACCAAUAGGAAUUAAGAUAUGGAUUAUGUUAUUCUACGCUAUGUUAAUUAUUCUGAAUUUUUAUCAUUUAUUUAUAUUAAAAUUACAUCACUGUUUACCGUGAAGUUAAAAUGUUUGUGUGGUUAAACCUGGUUAAAAAUUAUAUAUCAAGUGUCUUGUCAAUUAUUACAAUCCUGUUAUUGGUAUCGUUAAUUAUGACCGAAAAAUUAACAGUGUGUAAAAUAUUGUAGAUUAGUAAGGUGACCCAGGUAUGAUGUAUGUAUGUAUGUAUGUAUGUAUGUAUGUAUGUAUGUAUGUAUGUAUGUAUUAGUUUUCCGGCUUAUUUUGAACCCAGGGUAAGCUUUGUGUAUUGAUAUUAUGUUUUACUGUUGGAAAUGUGUGUGUGUGUGUGUGUGUGUGUGACCCAGAGUAACACACCAGUCUACCAGUAGGCCUAUAUAGUAUACCAGUAGGCCUAUAUAGUAUACCAGUAGGCCUAUAUAGUCUACCAGUAGGCCUAUAUAGUCUACCAGUAGGCCUAUAUAGUCUACCAGUAGGCC